Dacryopinax primogenitus is the source of this 2449-nucleotide messenger RNA. RefSeq lists its product as uncharacterized. Bases 332 to 2449 code for a protein of 705 amino acids. Lineage: Eukaryota; Fungi; Basidiomycota; Dacrymycetes; Dacrymycetales; Dacrymycetaceae. The transcript is spliced from 14 exons. The record is from RefSeq and is a predicted model, not a curated record.
CGACCAACUCCUUGUGCCCUUUCCUCGCCGGCUUCUGACUCCAACGCCGCAUACAACUGCACCUAUUUCCUGUCACGGUCCGGCGGUCCUCGGACCUCGUCCUGUGCAAAACCUCAGGGAAUUCUUCCACUCGUCUUGCGGGCUAUACGCUGGGAAUCGAUCAGAGUACUGCCUAAUGUACUCCUUUCCUUUGGUCCACAUACCAUGGCUCAUUGACGGGCACAGCAUGGAUAUAAAGGCUGGGGCGGGGUAUUGACAUGUUAGUUCAUUAACCGACUCUGUCAAAUCUUUCACGCCUCUGUCAAUCAGCAACACCCCUCUGAAAGUGAUCAUGUCUGGCCCAGUGAACAUCGUCUCAGCGCUUGGGGCACCCAAGCGUGUUAACGAUCUCACUCGCUCCCUGGAUUCGUACAAGACGAUCACGAAUACGUUCGACUCUCUGUUGCAGUUCCCUUUCCUCAACAACAUCGUCCUGUCCGACCAAUCGGAGAACGUCAACCAGGACCUUCGUAGUAUUACGGUCAACGGGUAUUCCAAGUUUGGCCAACUCAGCCAGAACAAUGUCUCUGUUGCCCAGCAAAUCAUCACCUAUGCCCGCGCGUGUCCUACGCUUCUCAAGAGCCUUACCGUCGCGGCAUACGUAGCGAGCACUAAGAACCUCAUUGACCAGUACAUCGCCCAGGCGCAAGCAACCGCAGAUGCCAGCGGGCCUUUCUUCAAGGAGUUCGCCGAUUACAUCCGCAUCGUCGAUGACCAGAUCGCUGCGAUGACGAAGAAGAUCGGGGACCUGACCAGCCAGAUCGCUGCCGCGCAGAGCAAUCUUGACAAUCUCAAUGUCGGUCAAGUUGUCAGCGAUCUCCUCUCCCAAUUGUUCAAGCUUGCUGCCGGCGAGGACGGCGAGAUCCAGAUGGCCACCAUGCUUCAGGUCGGCAUCGACACAUUCAAGACCACUUUCAAGAAGCUCUUUGAGGAGAAAGCAAAACUUCAGAAGCUCAUUGACGGUCUCACCACCCUGCAGACGAACUUAAAGCAGAUCAAAACAAUGUUCACCACUCUGAGCAAGUCGCUCACUAACGUUCUCGCGGACUCGACUUCCCUGCUUGGUAUAUGGACAGACGUCUCGGAUAAUCUGGGAGAAGUUGAUGAUGUAAACCGCAAGCUUACGGCUGAGGAGUUGGAGAAGACUGGUAGUGCCUGGAGUGCCGCCUCAACGACCGCGCAGAAAUAUGUCAACGCGAUUACUGGCACCCCCUCAAAACCAACAAGUCUGAAGAACGAGAUACGCAGUGCGGUGGACUCUAAAGAUGUGCCGUCUCUCCAAUCUCUUCCGUCUUCCAAGGCCGAGCUAGCCCUGGCCAAGUACAUUGCACAGGCGAGCGCCUCUGGAUUGAUCUCUCCGGAUACGGAGACCAGGCUCCCUGUUUCUUACAUGGCUGCGGUAGCUGAGUUAAAUCUUCCCCAGGGUGACAAGGAGAAGCUCGAGAAGGCUGCCAGUCCUCCAGAACAAACCCAGGAGACACUCGACUUGCUCGCAGACCGCGCUUCUGGUAUUCUCGGCGAGUUUAACACCAUCCUACAGCUGCCCUUCUUGGAUCAGCUUCAGUGUACGAACCCUGACAAGGGCGACGAAAAGAUUGUCAUCCAAUCUAUGGUGACAGCUUACCAGACGGAAUACUUCAAGCUCCAGCAAGAUACGAUUCCUCUCGCCAUGAACUUGAAGACCUACUCAACAGCUCAGAUCAAGCUUCUGCCGAUAGUUGAUCCAUCGACCAACCCCAAGCCCGGCUAUCUCUCGGUUGAUCAGUACUUGGAAGCCAACAAAGGCCUUACUGAUCAGUACAAAGCUGCCUCUGAAGUCAUUUUCAACGCCACCCUUGCCUUCAAGCAGAGAUGGGACAACGCUUGCCUUGCUGUCAAACAGGCUAUCGAGGAGUGCAAGUCAAAUAUUACGGCCUGGGAAAAGACGAUUGGUGAACUAUCGGAGGAAGUGAAAAAGCAAACUCUUUAUGCUGUGCUCGCCGGUAUUGGGGCAAUUGCAUGCUUUGCAGCCGCAGCAUUCAUUCCUGGUGGUGUACUCGUGUCCGGUGCCCUUAUUUCGGGCGGCGUCGCACUUAUCAUGGAAACCAUCAAUGCGCUGAAACAGCGGAAUCAGCUUCUCCAGACCAUUGAAGAGCUGAAAGUUCGGAUCGAAUCAACUAGGGAGACCCAAAGGAGGCUCGAAAUCCUCCUACCCUUGAUGGUAAAGGUCGCAGACAGCCUCAGCGACAUCACUACCGUGUGGAGCGAUAUCACUCAGAACCUCAACGACGUGCAAGCCUGGCAAAUCCUGCUUGAUAACCCGGAUCUUUUGACCACCCUAAGGCCAUUGAUCAUCGAGAAUUGGACCAAUGUGCAGACGGCGACGCAGACAUACGUGGACAUCAUCACGAAGAACCCUGUCCCGCUCUAG